AUGACGUACACUGGUUCAGCUGCCAAAGGGCCUGCUGGGUCCCAUCCAUCAUCAAAAGUGAAAAAAAUUGGAUGCUGUUGCCAAUCACACCUCCCUUAUAAAUAUUACAGGUUUCUGCUUGCUAAUAUCUCAGCACGCACCCUCUCAGUGACAUUGAUUUUGCUGGACACUACUAUGAGCGGGAAUGGAAUUCGGAAAGUUACAUCCCUAGAUUCCUCACGCUCUGGAUCAUCUGCAAACUUGCAGGCAUCAAGGUCAGAAGCGAGUGGAGAUGACACGAAAUCCCGGCCCUUUUUAUCUAAACAAGCUUCUAUGGGGCACGCUGGCGUGUUUGAAAACGGUGCGUUCGCAAAACAGCUACAACGCAGGCAUAAGGGUUUCCAUAACCCUGCGCUAACGCAUUCCCCUGAUGACCCCAUACCACCUUUUACACAUCCUAUAAAACCAAGAAUCCCAGGCCUGCACAGAACCACCAGUAAUGUCUCUGUUAGUGGGAAAAACAGUUCUGGGACCAGUCAGCGCAAGGGCUCAAGAGCCGGUUCUCUUUUCAAGCGAUUGGCAGGGAUGAAAAUGAUUUCUGUAGGAGGCGGUGAUACCAACAACAGUGACGGCCAGGAGUCAGUCACGAAAGAACGAACGCCGGCCGCCGCCGCCGGAGGCAGUGGCGGUGGCGGUGGUCCGGCCAGUAUACGCCGCAAAAUGAGCACGUUCAUCCACAAUUCCGGCGAUGCUCGAAGCGGUAAUGUCAGCAAGCAGAGCCUAUUUGCGGGUUCAAGCGGUACAAGUAGACGAGGGUCGGUUGCAAGUAUCACGACUUCUGGAAGUAGUAAUUCUCAGACGCUCUCGCAUAGUCAGCAAUUACAAAAAGCUUCUAGCGGUUCAGAGAGUCGCGCGGAUGGCCGACUCUCUGAGGGACGCUCGGAUGGUUCGGAAAGUCCGGUACGCAGUCCAAGAGGUAUCACCAGAAGCACCAGCUAUUUUCUUUUGGAUACCGAUCUCAAUAAUCUGUCGGAUAUUACCAACGCGGCGCCAGCACCAAUCAAAAAAGACGAUAAGAUUGAGACUCAACAAACAAGUGACCGACAAGCCUCUAAAGUCACACAGGCCCUGGCCACACCAGAAGUUAAACAGUCUAUCGAGCCAGCUUAUUCAAGAACUCAAUGGACUGCGCCCGAGAGUUGGGACAUAGACGAAGAAGUCGGUAAACCUACACCUGGUAAAGGCAAGCGAAGACAUCACCGUCACGGCAAUCAGGGAUCUGGCACCCCUACCGGUCGGAGAACCAAUGACCCUUCUACGCCACACGCGGGUAAAAGAGGUCGCGAAACCUCUCCCAGUAGCUCACUUUCCAAAAUUGAUAGCAGGAGUCUUUCAAAAUUAGAAGACAGGUCAGAGUUCGGAAUGGUUCACCGAAAAAUUCCGUCCACUCAAAGAUUAGGUGAGAGCAAUUCGCGUGACGUUUCGCCUAAUACGCCUGCACGAGCCGUGUCACCAGUUAGCAUUACCAGUAGCGUGGCGAGCAAAGGCAGAAAUCACAGUGAAACUAUUUCAACUCUAAGCGAUUAUGAGGACGAAGAAGGUGAUAUAAAUCACCUGCGUAGUGAUUCAAUGGGCUCAAGUCAAACUUUUGAUUCUGAUGUUUUGAAAAAUGAUGAAGAUAACGACCGAAUCUAUUACGAAUUGCAAAAAUACUAUAAUGACUUUAGUGAUGUUGAUCCACACCGGAAAUAUGCUAUUCGAAUAUUCAAUACGGAUGACACAUUCACGACUUUGUCUUGUACAGCAAAUCAGACUGUUCAGGAGAUGAUUCCUCAGCUUAAAAGGAAGUUUAAUGUGGGACAAGGGAAUUAUCAAGUCUCGCUUAAAGUUGCCAAAGUGCCCAAAAUUCUCAGGCCUCAGGCGCGUCCCAUCCUCAUUCAAAGAAGACUUCUUCUUUUAAGUGGAUACUCUAAAAGCGAUCCGCUACACAUUAUGGGUAUAGAGGAUUUGAGUUUCGUUUUUAAGUUCAUCUUUCACCCCGUUGCCACCUCUCAUCUUACAUAUGAGCAAGAACAAAGAUUAAGUCGUGGAGAUUUCGCACACGUCGAUUUGCGUACAAUGAAUCUUACCAUUCCUCCAAUUAUUUUUUACCAGUAUACUUCCAACAUUGAGAGUUUAGAUGUUUCAAACAAUGCAAACAUCUUUUUACCCUUGGACUUCAUAGAAAGUGCAAUCAAACUUUCAAGUUUGCGCAUGGUGAACAUCAGAGCAUCCAGAUUUCCGCCCAAUAUCACCGAAGCCUACAAGUUGGUUUCUUUGGACCUCGAACGCAAUUUCAUCAAGAGGGUACCCAACGCGAUAUCAAAUUUGGCGAAUCUGACAAUUUUAAACCUGCAAUGCAAUGAACUGGAAAGAUUGCCUAACGGAUUCACAAGCUUGAAAAAUCUUCAGUUACUUGAUGUCUCUUCCAACAAGUUUUCGCAAUUUCCCGAAGUAAUUUGUCACUGUACCAGUCUUCUUCAAAUCGAUCUGUCAUACAACAAGAUUCCCAAUGUCCCACCCUCGGUGAACGGACUAGUGAAACUGGCGAAGAUGAAUCUUUCCAACAAUAGAAUUACCCAAUUAGCCGAUUUGGUUGGCAUGACAAAUUUGAGAACCUUGAAUUUAAAACACAAUCGCAUAAACUCAGUCAAAUUGAAUGCUCCUAAUUUGCAGAAUCUGUUCUUAUCUGAUAACCGGAUAAGUGUGUUUGACGACAAAUUGCUCAGGCUCCGCACUUUAGAAAUUCAAGAAAACCCGAUUACUGCUAUAGCCUACCGAGGUGAACUUUUGGAAAAUCUUACAACCCUAUCUCUCAACAAAGCCAAACUUAGUAGCUUAGCACCCGAGAUUUUGUUCAAAUUGCCAAAUUUAGAAAAAUUGGAACUAAAUGAAAACAACCUGACGCAAAUUCCUCCAGAGAUAAAGAAUCUUUCACGGUUAGUCUAUCUCUCAGCGGCACGUAAUAAAUUGGAAGGUCUUCCUGAAGAGCUGACUGAACUGAAAAAUUUGAAAACCUUAGAUGUUCAUUCGAAUAACUUGAGCAACCUCGUGAGGGGUAUGGGUAGAAUGGAGCUAACUUAUUUUAACGUAUCAUCGAAUCUUUUGGGCAAUACGAUCAAUGUUGAAGAGAUAUUCCUAGACAGAGACAAUUCACCUUUAGCCAAAAGUUUGCUCUUUUUGAGCAUGUCGGACAAUAACAUGGGAGAUCAAUUUUGGACGCUGUUCAACUUCUAUGAGAAUCUGAAAACUUUGAAUUUGGCUUAUAAUAAUCUGACCGAUCUCUCAAGUUUGAAACUUGAAGGUCUAACAGAGCUCUAUCUCUCCGGUAAUAACCUCGUAACUCUUCCGGGAGAUACGGUUUUGAAGUUAAGCUCUUUGAAAGUCUUACUUUUGAACGGAAAUCAUUUACUUUCUUUACCAUCUGAAUUAUCUCACCUGAAGCAACUGACGGUACUAGAUGUCGGAUCAAAUCAGUUGAAAUACAACAUCUCUAACUAUCAAUAUGACUGGAAUUGGGCUCAUAACCUAGAACUCAAAUACUUGAACUUUUCGGGAAACAAGCGAUUCGAAAUCAAGUCCACAUCCGAUCAUGAGAGUAAAGAAGAUUUGUCCAAUUUAACUGUUCUCAAGGACAUGCGUAUACUGGGCUUGAUGGAUGUCACCAUUAAGACUUCGAGGGUACCUGACGAAAGUGUGAACGUACGUCUUAGAACGACGGCUUCCUUGAUAAACGGUUUGAAGUAUGGUGUCGCUGAUACCUUGGGCCAAAAGGAUUGCGUCACGACGAGAGACGUUACUUUUGAAAGGUUUAGAGGCAAGGAAGACGAAUGCUUGAUUUGUCUUUACGACGGUAAAAACGAAGGCGUAAAUGCAGGCCACAAGAUAUCAAAGAUUAUCAGAGAUAUCUACGAUAAGAUUUUGAUCAGGCAGCUCGAAAAAUUCGGUGAAGACGAAGAAGGCAUACGGAAGGCCUUGAGGUUCAGUUUUCUUCAAUUGAAUAAAGAAAUUAAUGGGAUGCUGAAUUCCGUAGAUGCGGAUAAUGCAAACUAUGAGUUCACCUCAGUUGAUCUUUUGAGUGGGUCAUCUGCAACCGUCGUGUUCAUUAAAGGCCAAAAACUCUACACUGCAAACAUUGGUGAUACGAUGGCCGUUUUGUCAAGAAAUAACGGUGAUGUUGUUCCUUUAACAACGUUGCAUAUACCAACAAAGCGAGACGAAUACAAGAGAAUCAGAAUUUCUGGCGGAUAUGUCAACAAUAGCAAGUUGGAUGGCGUUUCUGACAUCUCGCGCGGUGUCGGAUUUUUUGACCUGUUACCUCAUAUUCACGCAUCACCCGACAUUACAGCAUUUGAUCUGAGAAGUACAGAUGAGAUGAUAAUCAUUGCCACUAAGAAGCUUUGGGAGUUUCUGGAUUACGAUAUCAUUUGUGACAUAUGCAGGGAACAUAAGUCUGAGCCGAUGCUGGCCGCUGAAAAACUCAAGGAUUACUCCAUUUCCUAUGGAUGUGUAGACAAUAUGACGAUCCUAUGUUUAUCUCUUGACAAAAGCGCGGACAAUAGAACCAACUUCAAUUUGAAUCGAAAUGAUUUGAUUUCUCGCCGAAGCAACUUCGAAGACACAACUCUGAGAAGGAUGCAGCCGGAAAUAGCUCCACCUACUGGCAAUCUUGCAAUGGUCUUCACAGAUAUCAAGAACUCGACUUUUCUCUGGGAGCUAUUUCCAGAUGCUAUGCGCAGUGCAAUAAAAAUUCAUAACGAUAUUAUGCGGAGAAACCUCCGCAUUUUCGGGGGAUACGAGGUCAAGACCGAAGGUGAUGCGUUCAUGGUUGCCUUUCCUACACCAAUUACUGCACUUGUCUGGUGUUUGAGCGUUCAGCUCAAAUUACUUGAUGCAGAAUGGCCGGAAGAAAUUACCUCCAUUCAAGGCGGAUGUCUAAUCACCGACAAGCUUGGAAAGAAAAUUUAUUUGGGCUUAUGCGUUAGAAUGGGUAUCCAUUGGGGUUGUCCCGUCCCCGAGCUUGAUGUUGUUACUCAAAGAAUGGACUAUUUAGGCCCGGUCGUCAACAAAGCAGCUCGAGUGUCAGGUGUUGCAGAUGGAGGACAAAUUACAUUGAGUAAUGACUUCUUUUCCGAGUUCAACAAAAUUUUGGGAUUUCAUGAGCGUGUUGCUCACGAUCACGAACCUCUUGAAAAGGUUUAUGGGGAAAAUCUCGUGGGAGAAAUUCUGGAGCGGGAAAUGCAAUCUCUGGAGAAUAUUGGAUGGGUUUUUAGAGAGUUAGGUGAGCAAAAAUUGAAAGGAUUGGAAACUAAAGAAUAUAUCACCAUCGCCUACCCCAAAAGCUUGGCGUCUAGGCACGAUUUUGUCUCAAACCAAGCCGACAGUAGUACGGUCAGUGACGAAGUUUUGUUCCAAUUUCGAACUCUCUCAAACAGAUUGGAAGGCUUGGUCUCCCUUCUCAGUGGCGGCCUCAUUGAGAAGGAGAAAAACAAUAUGGGCGCAUACGUGACUUUCGACACUAAGACAAAGAACGCCGUUAUGAGCUCUGCUUCCGAAAAUGACAGGAUUUGCCUCUUUGAUCAUAUUAUCACGCGAAUCGAGUCGAUUGUCGCGAUUCUUCAAAUCCGUCAACGUAUGGAUGGUAGUCUUCAAAUGCCCACGGCAUCUGAUGGUACCCCAGAAAGGACGCUUUAUGAGAUGUUAGAUCAACUCUUUGCUGAAGCAGGAAGAUAA
Molecule: messenger RNA, 5751 nt
Organism: Lachancea mirantina
Lineage: Eukaryota; Fungi; Ascomycota; Saccharomycetes; Saccharomycetales; Saccharomycetaceae
Source: the annotation of a GenBank genome assembly